This is a messenger RNA of Diorhabda sublineata, 5036 nucleotides long. Its product is annotated as DNA-directed RNA polymerase I subunit RPA49-like. Bases 335 to 1441 code for a protein of 368 amino acids. The transcript is spliced from 6 exons. The record is from RefSeq and is a predicted model, not a curated record. Gene Ontology annotation, cellular component: RNA polymerase I complex. Lineage: Eukaryota; Metazoa; Arthropoda; Insecta; Coleoptera; Chrysomelidae. Gene Ontology annotation, molecular function: DNA binding. Gene Ontology annotation, biological process: transcription elongation by RNA polymerase I; RNA polymerase I preinitiation complex assembly; nucleolar large rRNA transcription by RNA polymerase I.
GAGCAAAAAGUACUUUAGUCACAUAUUAUUGCUUUCAGUUACAUUUUUAGAAAAAUUGGAUUGAAUAAAUCAGGGAUUGAAACGAAACUUCGGCACAAUCAUAAAAAACAUUUUCAGACUUUCAGAAGAGCAUUAGAAGUUGCCAAUAUACUUUGAUGGUAACAUAAGAUCCCUAAGACUACAUUUAUUGAAAAAAGAAGAAAAAGUAAGGUUAUAUUGAUAUUGUUUGCUUUUAAAUAAGUAUAGCACAUUUUAAUCCUUCGACGAAUGUUUACAUCAAUGUUAUAAAGAACUUGAUUUUCAAUUAAAUUUCAAAUAUUAAUUGUUAUUAAUAAUGCCUGUGAUUAGGAAAGUUGUAACAAAACAGACAGGACAUAGACCUAUUUUAAUUAAUUUUGACAAUUCAAAAGUUAAACCAGAAAGUGUGAAUACGUUAGAAGCGCAACUUUAUGAAACAGUACUUAGUGAGAAAUUGAUAGCUGUUACUUCCAACAAACUUUUGUACACUGGAGAAGUAGAAGAUGAUGAGUUAUACCAUAAUUUUAUUGUUAUCCACAAGAGAGAUUCAGACCAGAUUACAUUAUUCCAGUAUGAUCGUGCUACUGUUCAAGCAAGAUUCAAUAAAAAAAGGAAAUUUGAAAUAUCUCCUAUCAAAGAUAACGCUGCAGCUGAACUAAACAAACAAUUUGGAUCUAAAAAAGCCAAAAGAGUUACUGAACAAAGAGAACGACUUACCAUGAAUAUUGAUGCAGUUAAACAACAGUUGGAACAAACUGUAGCAGGUUUGAAAGUUGAUAACGUGGAACAAGUAGUAGAAAAUGAGAGUAUAUACAGACCAAAAAUUAACAGAGAUGCUUCUUCUCCGGAUGGUGUUUACAAUUUGGAAGAUUUGGUGGAAGCUUAUAUUUUAGACACUCUAGCAGUGGAAGCAGGAAAAAUCAUAGAAGCUGGUAGUGCAGAUCAAUUUGGGUUUUGUAAGUUCGUCACUACUAAUAUGAAUAAAUUAUUGACAUCAAAUAUCUCAGAAGAAGACAAAAUCCGCAGUCUCACAAUAUUCUUGUAUAUACAUUAUUUGAUCGUAUAUAUAAAAACACCCAUGAAAUCCAUCACGAAAAAAUUUGUAGUCUGUGAUAAAUCCGUUGAUAUCAAUAAUCACAUAUUGAAAGUAUUUUCAGAAGUAGGUGCAAACGGCAGCCGGACACGUCCAUUACACAUGAAAGACAAAGCUCUCUGCUAUACCAUGAUCUUAGCAGCCAUUGCUAUGGAAUUCGAAGUAGACGUCGAACUUCUUUCUAAAGACUUGAAAAUUGGUAUGAAGAAAGUAGUGGAAGUGGCUAGAAUUUUAGCAUUUAACAUGAAAGCUAACAACAAAAACAUAGUACAAUUGAAAUUACCAUUACCAGCGCCUGUGGCAUAUUCUCCGAAGAAGGGCAGAAGAUAGUGCAAUUGAUAAGGUUAUUUCAUUACAGAAGGGCUAAUUUUAAUUUUUUCGGAUAUCAUGUCUUCCGAAAUAACCCAUAGAUUAUAUUUUGAUACAAGCCUGAUACUGUUGCUAAUAUUUUUGACAUGAAAUUGUAUGAAUAAUACUAUGAGAUUGUUGUACUAUUCAAUAGGAAUUCCAAAUGGCAAAUGUAUUAUCAUCAGAGUUAUAAUAAUUGCAAACAGUCAAUACACUGUGAAGUAACACUACAACAUUCACCCCGUUUACCUUUGGCGCCAGAAAAUGUAAUAAUUAUGAGUGUUGAUGAAGUUAACAGUGGGUUCAGUUGGUAUAUCAUCUGUUAUUAAGUAUUGUGUACAUAUUUUUACAAGUAGUUUGAGAUAAUAAAACUUUAUACAUUAAUAUUGAAUUUAUUUAUUUGUCUUUUGUUAUUGAAGUUGUAACUUCACUUCCCUGGCUGGAGACUCUUCCUCAGGAAGUGGUAUUCGCUUUUCCAGUAGUUGGAGUUGAAUUUAAUGAGAUGGUGGUGUAACGGUUGGGUCGUUGGUGAGUUUGACCCCAACCUGGCAGCUGUAGAAAUGCGGAAAAAAAUAAAAUGAGGAAGGAAACGGGGACACAGAUGGAAAUUACUAAAAAAGCGAUCGAGUAGAUAGAACAGAUAACAUAUAAAAAACUGAAUUUAUAUUUUAAAAUAUACCCAAAUAGAAAAAAAAUUGAUAGUCAAGUGGAAUUAUAUUGUGCCAAAGAACAUAUUUUCCCAACUGUUGCUUCGAUUCCAUUUAACUGAAUAAUAUAUUUCCACUCCGUUUGAAUUUUUUCCUGGAUUAAAGCCAAUAUAGUUUUUUUUCUUCGAUUCCAGUAUCUGAAGAGGUUUUUCUCCGAAGGUCAGUUGUACUUGCCAUGUUUUUUAUUUACUUGAAGUAUUUCUAUUACAUUAACAACCGCCUUUAUUGAAAUUAGUUUUAAAAAUUUUAAAUUUCCUGAAAAAACUUACCAUAUCCGGUAUUUACUUUCAUUACUGCUACCAGAUGGUACUACAAACUAUUUUCUUGAAGGUAUAUGGGCCAUUUAGCCAAAAUUAUGUGUACGUUUUAUUUUUUAUCAAAAACGAUAAAAAAUGUUACAACCUAAUAAUUAUGUGUCAUCUGGCAACACUGUUUGAGUCUCUUUAUUGGAAAGUCUAGACACGAGCUAUAACGCUUAUUUGUCAGAGAGAGAGAGAGAACUAUGUGUCUUUUUCUAUUCUAUCCUUUCAAGAAAUUAAAGGCGUCUCCCGUCAUGUGGUCUCGCGAUUGUAAACAAAACAGACUAGACUCGCAUUUGACUAGUCUAUUUUUGAAAAUUCAAUUAAUUAUGUCUAUAAAUGUUAUUUUCUUCGUACAUCUUCCAUAAUUUCCAUAACAUUGUUCGAUCAUUUGAACAGACCACUGUUUCGCGCGCUUCUCUUAUUGGAGCCGCCAUUAAUUUCUUAGUUCAAGGAUAACCAAUCGCUUGAAGGACCGCUUGUGUCCAGACCACAAAGAUGGUUCAAGGUUACAUCAUUUUUAUAAUUAAAGUUCUAAGCCCUAGAUGGAUCUGCCAGCAUAUUAAUAUUUAAAAAUAUUUAUUUUGACUUUAUUAAUAAAUAAUAAGACGUUAUGUUUAGAUCAUUAUUAUAAUUGAAGGAUUAUCAUAUUUCUUCCAAAACCCGAUCUGUUUACAUUUGAUUUGAGUAUACAGAAAAGAUUACUCUCAAGAUUACAACUAAUAAAUUUUUUAAUUUAUCAUUUUUUUCAUAAUAGUUUUCAAAAUUUCAUCUUUUGUGAUACUACAUCUUGAAAGUGUGUUAUUUUUGAGAAAUAUUAUAAACAAAAACAUAAAUUUGAAAGUUUAAUUAAUAAACUUCAAAUUUGACAGUAUUUUAUUAAGGAUGUCAUAUAAGUAGUUCAAGUUUAGACCGCCAGUUGACGCAAAUUUGGUUAUAACAAAUGACAUUGUCAUGAGCUAUCUAAAUAUAGGUAAUCUGUGGUUCAGCCUUUCUAAUACAGGGACUUUAAUUUUUACUAACAGACCCACCUAGGAAACUAAACGGAAAAUAAAAAAAAAUAUUUGACUUUGAUUGGUCUGCAUGUACUUUUCUAAUAUUUAUAUAUCACUUAUGAGUGUUUGCAGUUGGUACACGUUUAAUUUUAUUAUAUUUGUUUAUUUCGUGAUCUAAAUCUCUUAUUUAAAAAUUCAAUUUAGCAGCAAAAUAAAGUUUUAGACAAUAAUUUCAUUCGUAGUUUAAUUUUUCCCUUCAAAUCCUCUUAUUACAAUUGAUUUUAUUCCAAAUCUCAUUUUUUGAUGAAAAUAUAUUAAAUUCUAACAUAUUAUUGUUUUCCUUACCAUUCAUGACUAAUAGUUUUUAAUGUGAAUAAAAUAUUUAUUACUUCCAUAUAUCUAUAUAUAAUUUAUUGGUACAUAAAGACUUUAAUUUAUACUAACAGAACCAUCUAGGAAAUUAAACGGAAAAUAAAAAAAAUAUUUGACUUUGAUUGGUUUACAUAACUUUUCUAAUAUUUAUAUAUCACUUAUGAGUGUUUGCAGUUGGUACACGUUUAAUUUUAUUAUAUUUGUUCACUUCCUGAUCUAAAUCUCUUAUUUAAAAAUUCAAUUUAGCAGCAAAAUAAAGUUUUAGACAAUAAUUUCAUUCAGUUUCAUUUUUUCCUUCAAAUCCUCUUAUUACAAUUGAUUUUAUUCCAAAUCUCAUUUUUUGAGAAAAUAUAUUAAAUUCUAACAUAUUAUUGUUUUCCUUACCAUUCAUGACUAAUAGUUUUUAAUGUGAAUAAAAUAUUUAUUACUUCCAUAUAUCUAUAUAUAAUUUAUUGGUACAUAAAGACUUUAAUUUAUACUAACAGACUCAUCUAGGAAAUUAAACGGAAAAUAAAAAAUAUAUUUGACUUUGAUUGGUCUGCAUGUACUUUUCUAAUAUUUAUAUAUCACUUAUGAGUGUUUGCAGUUGGUACACGUUUAAUUUUAUUAUAUUUGUUCACUUCCUGAUCUAAAUCUCUUAUUUAAAAAUUCAAUUUAGCAGCAAAAUAAAGUUUUAGACAAUAAUUUCAUUCGUAGUUUAAUUUUUCCCUUCAAAUCCUCUUAUUACAAUUGAUUUUAUUCCAAAUCUCAUUUUUUGAGAAAAUAUAUUAAAUUCUAACAUAUUAUUGUUUUCCUUACCAUUCAUGACUAAUAGUUUUUCAAGUGAAUAAAAUAUUUAUUACUUCCACAUAUCUAUAUAUAAUUUAUUGGUAUAUAAAACAAAUAACCCAUAUAUGCCCCUAUUAUAUUUAAAGCCGUUGUUUAUAACAUAUGGCUAUAUAUAGGUACACAAGGGCAAAGCGUACGUGGACAUUCAUAUAAUCCACUUUACACAAUUUGCAUGUAAAUAUUACAGAUAAAGUAAUUUAUUAGUAAUGUUUCAAAAACUUUGAAAACUUGUCAAGAUUUUGUACUCGCCAUAAUCCACAUUUGAUCUCCUUUAGAUUCCAUGAAUUUAUAUGAGUUGUGAUGUUGAGUGUAUAAAUAUUUAUUAACGUAUAAGAGUGUAUAAACAUUUAAACCACGUGCCACAAGCUAAAAACAG